AUUUGCAUACGCUGACUGGAGCGCGAGGCGAGCGCGCGCCCGCGGAUCUGCUCCUCUCGAGUGACGCGACUGGAUGCUCUGAUUGAUUUGUGAAUCUGAUGUAAAGAAAAUAUAAAGAAACACGCAAAUAAUGAUGAAGAUGAUGAGAAUCGACGCGGAUUCAUGAUGGAGGAAGUAAACGAUCCGAGGAGGAGAAGAAGAAGCGCGUUGAUGUGAGGAGCAGAAACUGAGGUGCGUUUCCAUCCGAUCCGAAGCGUCUGACAGAAACACGACGACUUUGAUCCGACACAGAGAGGGCAAAUGGUGUACUUCCUGUCCGUGGAGGGCAUAAAGCCCUCGUUCCACUCCGCCCUCCUCUUCAACCCCGCCAUCAACUACUCCGACAGGAACGAUUCCUCCACGCCGACGCCUGUCGUCUGCCGUUUGGACGCCUCCUCGUCCGCCGCCUCCCCACAGAGCAAUGUCUCGCUGACGUCGUACGACCUGUCGCCGGCGGAGGUCACGCUCCUCGGCCUCGUGUUCGGGGUGUUCUGGGUCAUAUCGGUGCUGGGGAACUCGCUGGUGUGUCUGGUGAUCCAUCGGAGCCGCAGAACCCAGUCGACCACCAACUAUUUUGUUGUGUCGAUGGCGUGUGCGGAUCUGCUGUUGAGCCUAGCCUGCGCGCCACUAGUUCUCCUGCAGGUUUCCGCCGGUCACUGGCCUCUGACCGCGGCCGCGUGCAAAGCUGUACGAUACUUGCAGCACCUGUGCCCCGGAGUCCAGGUCUACGUGCUUCUGUCCAUCUGCGUGGAUCGUUUCUACACCAUCGUGUAUCCGUUGAGCUUUAAAGUGUCGCGCGAGAAAGCCAAACGAAUGAUUCUGGCGUCUUGGCUCUUUGAUGCUGCGUUCGUAUCGCCGUGUUUGUUCUUCUACGGAUCGUCGGCGUCGCAAAACCACUGCGACUUCUUUCUGGCGGACAGCUGGGACGGGUUGGCGUACGCCGUCGCGCAUCUUCUCUUUGGUUUCUUGGUGCCGGCGCUGCUCAUCGUGUCCUUCUACCAGCGGGUGGUGCGCUACAUCUGGAGGAUCGGCGCUGACGGGCGAACGGUGCGCAGGACCAUGAACAUCGUCCCCAGGACUAAAGUCAAAACCAUUAAGAUGUUCCUGAUGCUCAACGCCGUGUUCCUCCUCACCUGGACGCCGUUUUACGUCGCACAGCUUUGGCACCCAACAGAAAAGACGGGCCCAAGCAGGCGGUCAGCGCUGUUCUUCGUCGCAGUGGCCUGGAUCUCCUUCAGCUCCACGGCGUCCAAACCCACGCUGUACUCUGUGUACAACGCCAACUUCAGACGCGGCAUGCGAGAGACGUUCUGCAUGUCGUCCAUGAAGUGUUAUCGCAGUAACGCGUACACCAUCACUGCCAGCUCGCGGAUCGCCAAAAAGAACUACGUGGGCGUGGUUGAUCUGCCCGUGCCGGCAAAGACGCUCAUCAAAGACUCUGUUUAUGACACUUUUGACCGAGAAGCAAAGGAGAAGAAGUUAGCAUGGCCUAUUAGCUCUAACCCACCCAACACUUUCGUAUAAAGGCUCAGAAAUUAACGUUGAAUAGAUAGCUCGCCCACAAAUGACAAUACUGGCGUCAUUUACUCACCCUCAAGUUGUUUCAAACCUGUAUCCAAAACCCGUGUUUCAAAGUUGCUUUCUUAGGGGCCGUUCACACAGAACACGUUUUUCCAUUCCAAUGCGCUACUUUUUCGUUGUUUUUCUACGCAUGCUAGACGGACGUGUAAGAUGUUGGGUAAAGUUAAAAGAAUUAACAUUUUUACACGCAGCGCCGCUCAUCAAUGUCAGUUCCAAAACAGUGGACCAAUCAGAAGAGUGCGGAGGCGGGGCAAGCAUUGCCAGCUUUUGUUUACUGUAGCAAGUUGGCAUGGCAACUGUUGUAUUUGACAGCAACAUGACGGAAGAGGCGUUCUGCUCGCGAUUUUUAGACACAAAAGACACAUUCUGUGUGAACGGCCCCUUGUAAAAGAUAUUUUGAAGAAUGUUGGUAGCCAAACAGUUGAUGGUUGAUGGAUUGUUGUCAUACCAUGGAAGUCAAUGGGUACCAACUGUUUGGUUACCAACAAUCUUCGAAAUCUCUUCUUGUGUGUUCAGCAGAAGAAAUUCAUAAACACUCGGAACAACUUGAGGGUGAGUAAACGAUGACAAAAUUUAAAUUUUUGGGUGAAUGAUUCCUUUAACUCGUUAUAAUGAUACGUGGGUGAGUAAAUAAUGAAAACUUUUGAGCGAACUGUUGCUUUAACUGCCGUUGCACCACGAUUACACGCAACAGAAUCAACGUGACUAGACUAAAUCUGUUGAAAUGCAAAAAAACGUGGUGCUAACUAUAACUAGUUCACUUACUCACUGAUGACAUUGGAGGAAGACUACAAAACACCCUUAUCGUCACUGCUGUGAUCCAGUGGAAGGAAAGUGUUGAUCGUCAUGUGUUCUUCUGUUCGUGUCAGUCUGUGAUCCUACGGUGGCCUAGUGGCGCCAAACAGGGUUCAUGUUAAUCUUCAGAAGAUGCGUUUGUGUUUUUUGUGCCUGUAGUUACAGAUAAAUUUUGUCUCAUAGAUUUGUGUGUCAUUUCAUGAUGCAAGAUGUGUGUCCCUGUGAUUUUACAAUUAAACAUUCUGUACGAUUUAAAUGUAAGCCACUGUCUGAAUGUUCCUGUGACUGAUUGGUUAUAUUUACUAAAGCUGUACUUCAAAGAGCAGUUCACCCAAAAAUGAAAAGGAACUGAACGAUCUGUUUGUUUCUUCAUCAGAUUUGUAGAAAUGUAGCAUUGCAAUGGAUGCUCUG
Messenger RNA from Onychostoma macrolepis, 2826 nucleotides. RefSeq names its product G protein-coupled receptor 19 (gene gpr19). Lineage: Eukaryota; Metazoa; Chordata; Actinopteri; Cypriniformes; Cyprinidae. The transcript is spliced from 2 exons. Gene Ontology annotation, cellular component: plasma membrane. Gene Ontology annotation, molecular function: G protein-coupled receptor activity. Bases 301 to 1563 code for a protein of 420 amino acids. The record is from RefSeq and is a predicted model, not a curated record. Gene Ontology annotation, biological process: G protein-coupled receptor signaling pathway.